AUGCUGUUCCUUGACUACAGCUCUGCGUUCAGCACCAUUAUACCCUCCAAGCUUGUCACCAAGCUUAAGACACUGGGUCUGAACACCUCCCUCUGCAACUGGAUCCUGCACUUCCAGACCGGCCGACCCCAGGUGGUGAGGGUACCGGUGCAUGUCAAGAGGUACCGGUGCAUGUCAAGAGGUACCGGUGCAUGUCAAGAGGUACCGGUGCAUGUCAAGAGGUACCAGUGCAUGUCAAGAGAGAAUGUUGUGGAAGAAGACACCUCUGCUGAGCUCUCUGUUGGUGAGCUGCUGACCAGAGCCAACAGGGACCUCACCCCCGAAGCCGAUGAGCCUACUCUGAUGGGAGACAUUGCCAUUCCCUCGGAGAAGAACGCUGACCCCUGCACCGCCCGCGGAUGUCUGUGGCAAAAGUACAGUGACGGAAACAUCUGGGUGCCCUACGUUAUUGCCAACCACUUCUCAUCUCGCGAAGUAGCUAUCAUCCUGCGGGGUCUUGACUCCUUUGCCGAAACCACCUGCAUCCGCUUCUUCCAGCGCCAGAAUGAAAGGGACUACCUCAGCAUUGAGUCUCGCAGCGGAUGUUACUCCUAUGUUGGCCGUCAGGGUAAUGCCCAGACUGUGUCUCUGGCCCGUCAGGGCUGCCUGUACCACAGCACCGUCCAGCAUGAGCUCCUCCACGCCCUGGGCUUUAACCACGAGCAGACCCGCAGCGACCGUGACAACCACAUCCAUGUCUACUGGGAGGACAUCAUUGAUGACAUGAAGUACAACUUCGACAAGAUCGCCACUCUGAACCAAGGAACUCCCUAUGACUACAACUCUGUCAUGCAGUACGAGAGGUACGCCUUCUCCAAGAACAACCGCCCCACCAUGGUGCCCUUCCCCGACAGCAACGUGUCUUUCGGCGAGGCCACUCAGAUGAGCAAGAACGACAUCGACAGGCUGAACAGGCUGUAUGGCUGCUGCACCUGCACGUUUUCUGACUUGUCUGGGUGGAAUGGCCCUAGACCUCACCCUCCGAUCCAGCAGGUCCCAGACGUGCUCAAUGGGAUUGACAUCCGGGCUUUUCGAUGUCCAUGGCAGAACACUGACAUUCCUGUAUUGCAGGAAAUUAUGCACAGAAUGAGCAGUAUGGCUGGUGGCAUUGUCAUGCUGGAGGGUCAUGGCAGGAUGAGCCUGCAGGAAGGGUGCCACGUGAGGGAGGAGGAUAUCGUCCCUGUGCUGCACAGCGUUGAGAUUGCCUGCAAUGACAACAAGCUCAGUCCGAUGAUGCUGUGA
This is a messenger RNA of Oncorhynchus masou masou (cherry salmon), 1281 nucleotides long. Its product is annotated as hatching enzyme 1.2-like. The record is from RefSeq and is a predicted model, not a curated record. Gene Ontology annotation, biological process: proteolysis. Lineage: Eukaryota; Metazoa; Chordata; Actinopteri; Salmoniformes; Salmonidae. The transcript is spliced from 9 exons. Bases 1 to 1281 code for a protein of 426 amino acids. Gene Ontology annotation, molecular function: metalloendopeptidase activity; zinc ion binding.